Paramacrobiotus metropolitanus is the source of this 1658-nucleotide messenger RNA. RefSeq lists its product as uncharacterized. Lineage: Eukaryota; Metazoa; Tardigrada; Eutardigrada; Parachela; Macrobiotidae. The record is from RefSeq and is a predicted model, not a curated record. The coding region runs from base 422 to 1105 and encodes 227 amino acids. The transcript has 6 exons.
GUGUAACAACUUACGUAUUAUUCAAAUUUUGCUUGGUAUUUUAUUUUGUGAGUGCAUAAUUUUAACAAGUAAGUAGUAAAAUAUAUUAAAAUAGUAAAUAGUACUAAAUACAGUACCAUGCGGCAUGCGGUUCUGCGGUUAACACGACGCACGCUGCGUACUGCGUAGCGCAUCGGCGACUUCCCGUGCGAAAAUUUAAACAUCGACCGCCUACUGAAGUGUGAUUGGCACGUCAGCGUUCAGUGCACCGCUCGUACUGACGUCAGUACUCAGUCGCCGCAACACCGCCCAUCUGCAAAGAGCGUUGUACGCACGAAGGGAAAAAGACACAGACUGGCGGACGCUAUAAAAGCGGACUCUUCCAUCUCUUCCUCGUUGGAAAUCUUUCCCCUUCUGUGGAUUAACUCGCAAGAUUUUGAACAUGGUCUGUGGUGGUAUGACAACACGAGCGAUGGCCAACGUACAGCCGCGUCCCACGAUGGCCAGUAUGCCGUUGGAGAUGGACUUUGAUCAUACGGAUCAGGAUGAGCUGGAGUUGAAUGUGCAGCAUGCCGUCUUCUACUGCGAAUGCGAGGAUCCCGCGUGUGCGCCCUUUACGGAUGACGCUGAUUCCAUCGAAAUCCGCUUUGCCGAGGAACUGAGUCUAUUGAAAAUGGCGCCACACAGCUUCCGUUUGCCAUCGAAAUCCCUGGGCGAGCACGUGCCGGUGGCGUCUGUACGCAGUCAGCUGCAACAGCAGAUGUCCUCAUUGUCAUGCAAGGCGCGUCGUACCUGCUCAGAAGGCAGUCUGGCGCUGGUGCCCAGUGUGGCCGACGCCAGCGGCUGUCCCUGUGAGAUGGUACAGGGCAUCCAUUCCCACCAGAGCUGUCCGCGGAUGGAUCUGGCCAUCCCGGAGACAUCUUGCUUUACUUGCGGAUCAGAUUGGCUGCUGGAUCACACGGCCUUGGCCUGCUUCGAAUGCGGAGGCUGGGGCCUAGCGCGUCCUUGCGGGAAAUGUCACGGCAAAUGCGGCCAAAAUUGGCAUCGCGACCUCAAAUUGACACACGCGUCGGGCGAGGCCACCUGGGCCGGUAAAUGCAGUCUGGAAAAAGACAAACCUCAAUAGAUCCGACCUCGGGGAACAGGGAACGUUGGGCCGGUGUUGCUGGCGAGGUAAUUCGCGCAGCGUGGAACUCGUCCCUGUUUUCCCCUUUCUUGUUGGGGAUAUUCGCGGGUAGGACGGCGGGGAUAAUUUGUCACAAGUGACCAAUGCAGCCUGAGUGUUUUGAACGUCCAUUAUUUCUCUCUCGACUCUUGACCUGUCUCUCUCUUAUUUUGUGCUUUCCGUGGCAAAACUCCCGUUCCUGCCAGAUGUUGGAUUUUAUAAUUGAUUAUUACUAUUUACAUUGCAUUCAUUUGCGUAAUAACUACUUCGUACCUGGUUCUGUGGUUAUUUUUUUAUACUUAACUGUACAGUCUAAUAACUAAUUAUUUAUGGCGCUCAUUCGUUUUUUGGUGUUCCGGGUUUUUCUAUGAAAGACAACCGGCAAAGUGCUUCAUUCGUUGCCGUUGACCAUUUGUUUCAUCGUCGCCCUUGUCAGUGUACAGAAAUCUAUUCUUUUGUGAACUUCAUGGAUGGUGCUGCGUAAGGUUUCAUUAAAAACGUGUUGAUGCGUUGA